Molecule: messenger RNA, 570 nt
Organism: Melitaea cinxia (Glanville fritillary)
Lineage: Eukaryota; Metazoa; Arthropoda; Insecta; Lepidoptera; Nymphalidae
Product: craniofacial development protein 2-like
Exons: 1
Coding region: 1-570 (189 amino acids)
Molecular function (GO): catalytic activity
Source: RefSeq, a predicted model, not a curated record
AUGAGCUUGGGAAUUAGAGUAUGCGAUAAUGCUAGGGCGUACCCCACAGGCGACGCGCAGAUGCAGCACCCGGCGUCUGUGGGAAAUGGACAAGGGUUGCUGCUCCAGGGACGGGGGCAGCGUAAGAGGCGAGUCCAGGAGGUGACCUUGAGGAUUGCCAGUUGGAAUGUGGGUACGAUGACUGGGAGAGGACGAGAGCUAGCAGAUGUUUUGGAAAGGAGACGGAUAAAUAUAGCGUGCUUGCAGGAGACGAAGUGGAAGGGACAGAGAGCAAGAGAAAUAGGGGCGGGUUAUAAGUUUUAUUAUUGCGGCUGUGAUGGGAAAAGAAAUGGCGUAGGUAUAGUGUUAGAUAGAGAGCUCAAGAACAAGGUGAUGGAUGUGAAAAGAGUGAAUGAUAGAGUUAUUGUAGUAAAACUGUUGAUUGAAGACUCGGUUUUAAAUGUCGUUAGUGUGUAUGCGCCGCAAACGGGAUGCGAUGACAGUAUGAAAGAAAGAUUUUGGGAGGAUUUUGAUGCGGUAAUAAUGAAAGUACCAGAGUGUGAGGAAAUAUACAUUGGGGGGGGACUUUAA